This is a messenger RNA of Ooceraea biroi (clonal raider ant), 2136 nucleotides long. It is a transcript of the gene Calr, whose product is annotated as calreticulin. The record is from RefSeq and is a predicted model, not a curated record. Lineage: Eukaryota; Metazoa; Arthropoda; Insecta; Hymenoptera; Formicidae. Gene Ontology annotation, cellular component: endoplasmic reticulum membrane; endoplasmic reticulum. Gene Ontology annotation, biological process: protein folding; ERAD pathway. Gene Ontology annotation, molecular function: calcium ion binding.
GCCGCUCAAGCAUUAUCGGCCAGUUCGUCGUGGUGGCAAGUGCCUCUUCGUCGUUUCGUCGGACUCGCGUCAUAUCGGCGUCCGAGAAUGCGGUCCCUCUGCGCAUUUGUCGUGUUCCUGGUGCUCGCUGCGGCCACGGCGGAGAACUAUCUCGACGAGACGUUCAGCGAGGAUUCAUGGGCAGACAACUGGAUCUACUCCGAGCACUCGGGAAAGGAAUUCGGGAAGUUCGCUUUAUCCCACGGAAAGUUCUGGAACGAUCCCGAGAAUGACAAAGGUAUCCAGACGUUGCAGGACGCGAAGUUUUACGCUAUCAGCAGGAAGUUCACUCCAUUUAGCAAUAAGGAUAAGACACUCGUAGUCCAAUUUUCUGUCAAGCAUGAGCAGAACAUUGAUUGCGGUGGUGGAUAUGUCAAGGUGUUCGAUUGCUCGCUCGACCAGAAGAACAUGCAUGGCGAGAGCCCGUACCAGAUUAUGUUCGGACCCGACAUCUGUGGACCGGGCACCAAGAAGGUUCACGUCAUCUUCAGCUACAAGGGCAAAAACCUCCUGAUCAACAAGGAAAUUCGUUGCAAAGACGAUAUCUACACGCAUCUGUACACCCUGAUCGUCAAGCCGGACAACACGUAUAAGGUGCUGAUCGACAAUGAGGAAGUGGAAUCCGGCGAAUUGGAAGCGGACUGGAGCUUCCUGCCGCCGAAGAAGAUCAAGGAUCCCAAUCAGAGCAAGCCCUCUGACUGGGAUGACAAACCCACGAUCGACGAUCCCGAUGACAAGGAGCCCGAGGACUGGGACAAGCCCGAGCACAUUCCCGAUCCUGAGGCUGUCAAGCCAGAGGACUGGGAUGACGAGAUGGACGGCGAGUGGGAGGCGCCCAUGAUCGACAAUCCUGACUACAAGGGUGAGUGGAAACCGAAGCAAAUCGACAAUCCAAACUACAAGGGACCAUGGAUCCAUCCAGAGAUCGAUAAUCCCGAGUACACGCCCGAUCCCGAGCUGUACAAGCGCGACGAGAUCUGCGCCAUCGGUUUCGACCUGUGGCAGGUUAAGUCCGGCACCAUCUUCGACAAUGUCCUGAUCACCGAUGAUCCGGAGGUCGCACGCAAAGUGGGAGAAGACAUCUGGAAACCCACCAUUGAGGGCGAGAAGAAGAUGAAGGAGGAACAAGACGAGGAUGAGAGAAAGCAGAGAGACAAGGAGGCCAAGGAAAGCGAAGACAGUAAAGAUGACGAGGACGAUGAGGAUCUGGACGAGGAGGAGAACACUCCGCCAGAUACUGAAGAGCACGACGAAUUGUAAAUAGGGCGUGUGUCGCGCGUGGAGACAACACACACAGACUGUAUUCCAGGAGCUACGUGGCCGCGACACGCACCAAUUCUCCCACAGGCACAAAAUUAUAAUCCAAAGACACGCAAUAACAGAACAGGUUCAAAGAAAUACCCUCGCCGAUUACCCCGUCCGUCGCGGUAUGGACCGCGUGGACGCGUCGUCGCAUCAGAUUCCGUUUUUAGGCUCCGAGUGAAGAGGAUUUCGCCCGGUUUUCUUAACGUUUCGGCAGUGGUUUCGGCCUUCGUAUCGCAGCGCCUAACAGCGUUCUUAGUCCGAAAUAACUUCUAUAAUUCGAGUGUGAAUCGCCGCUGAGACAUUAACGUGCUUUCGAUCAAAGUGACCGAAAUACUUCCGCGAGAUACCCAAGGUACGCAUGCUGGAAUACGGACGAAGAUAAUAGAAAAUAGAACAAGAAAGAAAAACUAGAGAGAGAGAGAGAAACAAGAGAAGAGAGAGAGUCGUCUAGCCCGUGUCCACCAUCGGCGCAGCUCCACAAAAGACUCUAAGUUGUUCCGUUUUUGUUUGUCAAGUGUUUUUAUAUACAUUAAAUGAUAAUUGAGAUGUAAUUUAAAUAUAACGCAAUACUAUAUUAUAUAAAUAUAUAUAUAUAUAUUAUAUUAUUUCAAUUCCCGUGUACGCGUAAUUAAGGCAAAAAAAAGAGAACAAAAAAUUCGCUCCAAUGUAAGAGGGAAAAAAAACGUAAGAAUGAUGGAUGUGUGAAAACGUGACUGAAUGCUAACAAUCGGUAUGAUUAUGUAUCAAAAGCAAAAACUCAAUAACCGUGUAAUAAAAUAAAUAAGACUUUUC